Adineta steineri is the source of this 318-nucleotide messenger RNA. Lineage: Eukaryota; Metazoa; Rotifera; Eurotatoria; Adinetida; Adinetidae. The record is from the annotation of a GenBank genome assembly.
AUGGAGAGUGAUAAUAUUAAACAAAUGAAAUAUGAUGUUCAAGAGAAAACCACAUGUCUCUGGAAAAUAAUAAAUCAAUGGAUAAGAGAUAUGAAUGUACUUCAAAGAGAUGAAAAUAUGAAGGUUUUAAUUGAAUUGGUUGAGUGGAUUACGUUUAUAAGACGCUGGUCAAAAAGACGUAUUAAUGAAGAAUUGGUUAAUCAAGUUCCAGAAGAAAUAGCAAAAUGUGCCGAACUUGAACACAAGUCUGAGAAAGAAUUAGAUGAAAUGCUGAAAAUUGCGGUUGAAUUCGUUGCUGUUUAUAUAACAAAUGGCUAA